Oppiella nova is the source of this 390-nucleotide messenger RNA. The record is from the annotation of a GenBank genome assembly. NCBI's taxonomy places the organism in Eukaryota, Metazoa, Arthropoda, Arachnida, Sarcoptiformes, Oppiidae.
AUGUUUGCCACACAUAUACUAACCAUCGGAACCGGAUUAUCAUUACUUCUUUUCCACUUUUACGAUGAUUUCAAUUUGUUUGUCUUUUUGAUGGUCUACUUAUCCAUCGGUUCCGUACUGUCACUGAUGGCCUCCAAACACAAGACAAUUGUUUGGAUGGUUUCCAUUGGCUUCAUAUGUCUUAACGAAUCGAUGUUUAAGAGUAACGAAUCCAGUGUCCAUAGAGUUACCCAGAUAUGGAGUGUUCUCUUGAGUUUAGGAAUCCUCACAAAACUUGAAUAUGACUUACGAGAAGAAUUGUCUCAAAUAUUCAAUGCCUGUAUUCAUGUGCGACGAUGUCUUUAUCGCAACGCCGACUCCAUGAAUGAGAACCAAUCACUCAAAUGCAAU